GGAAGAGUUAUGUCACGUUCUUUACACAAGGUCCAAACUGCCUUUUUGAGAAAUGCGUCUUCCAGACCUUUCUGUGUGUACACAGAUCGUGUGCUGCGGCUCUCUCAACGUGUCGGCCUUGGGCACUCCGUGUUAAUCAGAAAUUCUGUUUUAGGUAUUUCAAAAAGACGAAGAGUAACAGAUGAAUGGGAACUGCGUGUUCCUCUGGAAUACGGCUGGCAAAGAGAAACCCGAAUAAGAAACCUUGGUGAUCGUCUUCAAGGAGAAGUAGCGUAUUUUGCACCUUGUGGAAAGAAGCUGAGACAGUAUCCUGAAGUAGUCAAGGGUGUGCAGUGGUGUCUGCUGAAGGAAGAGGAAGUCAUUCCCCGUAUCAGAGCUAUGGAAGGGCGAAGAGGACGGCCACCAAAUCCAGACAGACAGCACUCGAGAGAGGAGUCACGAACGAGACGACGCAAAGGCCGGCCUCCGAAUGUUGGUAGCACUGAAUUUCUAGACAACACCGACUCAAAGCUUUUAAGAAAGCUCCAGGCUCAAGAAAUAGCUAGGCAAGCAGCACAAAUAAAGCUACUGAGAAAACUCCAGAAACAGGAACAAGCUCGAGCUGCCAAAGAAGCGAAAAAACAGCAAGCUAUCAUGGCAGCUGAAGAAAAGCGAAAGCAAAAGGAGCAGAUAAAGAUAAUGAAGCAGCAGGAGAAAAUUAAGCGAAUCCAGCAAAUCAGAAUGGAGAAAGAGCUUCGAGCUCAGCAAAUUUUAGAGGCGAAAAAGAAAAAGAAGGAAGAAGCAGCAAAUGCCAAAUUAUUGGAGGCCGAAAAGCGAAUAAAGGAAAAAGAGAUGCGAAGGCAGCAAGCUGUUCUUCUGAAGAACCAGGAACGAGAAAGGAGAAGACAACAUAUGAUGCUUAUGAAAGCCAUGGAAGCACGUAAAAAAGCAGAAGAAAAAGAGAGGUUGAAGCAAGAGAAACGUGAUGAAAAAAGGUUAAAUAAAGAACGUAAACUGGAACAGCGAAGACUGGAAUUAGAAAUGGCAAAGGAGCUAAAGAAGCCUAACGAAGAUAUGUGCUUAGCAGACCAGAAGCCUUUGCCAGAGUUGCCUCGCAUCUCAGGCCUUGUUCUCAAUGGAAGCACAUUUUCAGAUUGUCUCAUGGUAGUGCAGUUCCUGCAGAACUUUGGUAAAGUUCUUGGCUUUGAUGUGAAUGUGGAUGUCCCUUCCUUGAGCGUUCUUCAAGAGGGUUUGCUAAACAUAGGGGACAGCAUGGGAGAAGUACAAGACUUGCUUGUAAAGCUUGUCUCUGCAGCUGUUUGUGAUCCAUUUGUUACAGGAAAAAAGGCUAAAACUAUUCUUGGGGAACACUUACUGAAUGUCGGUGUCAAUCGAGAUAAUGUGUCCGAGAUUCUGCAGAUACUCAUGGAGGCUCACUGUGGGCAAACUGAGCUGACCGAGAGCUUGAAGACAAAAGCUUUUCAGGCACAUACCCCAGCUCAGAAAGCGUCAAUACUUGCUUUUCUUGUCAAUGAGUUAGCAUGCAGCAAAAGCGCAGUAAGUGAAAUUGAUAAAAACAUUGAUUAUAUGUCAAACUUGAGAAGAGAUAAAUGGAUGGUUGAAGGCAAACUUCGGAAGCUUAGAAUCAUUCAUGCCAAGAAAACUGGCAAAAGAGAUGCCACAGGAGGUGGUGAUGGAGGAGAGGAACAGCACUCACUGGAAAUGCCAACACCAGGCCGCAAACGCAGACGGAAGGGAGGGGACAGUGAUUACGAUGAUGAUGACGAUGAUGACAGUGAUGAUCAGGCAGAUGAGGAUGAUGAGGAUGAGGAGGACAAAGAAGAUAAAAAAGGAAAGAAAGCAGAAGUUUGUGAGGAUGAG
This is a messenger RNA of Pterocles gutturalis (yellow-throated sandgrouse), 1860 nucleotides long. Its product is annotated as bromodomain adjacent to zinc finger domain protein 2B-like. NCBI's taxonomy places the organism in Eukaryota, Metazoa, Chordata, Aves, Pterocliformes, Pteroclidae. Gene Ontology annotation, molecular function: DNA binding. The record is from RefSeq and is a predicted model, not a curated record.